AGGACCCCCAGCGUUUCCUCUGAAGGAGCCCUCGGCACCCGGAGCAUCCACUCUCUUCCAGCAGCCGCUUGUUUGUAGCGAGACCUCAGGCUAGUCCAUUACUGACUACAGCGGGGUGACGCAGCUCAAGGAAGAACAUUUAUGAUCAUUUCAUCAUGGAAAUGCAAUCAGACCGAGACGCUAAGGCAGAGGAACUACCGCGUCUGCAGUGCAAACUGAUUAAUAUGGUGAUUAUUACUUCAAGGAAAUUUUAAAGUAAUGAUCACAAAUGUUCUUCCUUGAGCUGCAUCACCCCGCAGCACUCGAUGGACUUGCCUGAGGUCUCCGUAGAAACAAGCGGCUGCUGGAAGAGAGAUGGUGAGUUGUGUUUAGUCUCUUAGCUGAAGAAAUCAGGCAAAGUUAAAAAGAUGUUUGGUGGUUAGUGCUAUGGCUGGGACCCUAUAUGUCCUGUUGAUGAAGUUAGGUGCUGUUCUGAGCAUUAUUUGUGGCUAUAGAGUGGCGUUUUGGUUGAGGUUUGUUUAUGGCUCUUCAGACCACUGUGUAUUGCUAUCGUGCGGUUGUUACUAAAGUUGGUAUAACAAGAGAAGCAAGCGGUCGGCAACAUUCAUUUCUCAAUGGGAUGUCUAACUUUGUGUUACGGUGUGUUUGACCCUAACUUAAUUUUACGCCAGAAUAUCCCUUAAAGUCUGUUUUGUAAUGUGAUUUUAAAAAAACUCUCACAGGAGCUUUAUAUCCUGUUUAAACGGCUCUUAUUGAGCCUGAACCUUGCCCUAUAUAUACAAAGGCUUUUAUGGUGAAUAAGUCAUAAUACUCUUAAUACAUCCAUGUGAAAUAUCUAACUUGCUGUCUGCUCCAAGUGUAGAUUUCCUUUGGUUUCUUCAUUUGCUUUUAAUUCAGCCCUGGCAGCACGGUUUGUUCUUGCCGGCUGUUCAGCAUCCCUGGACCGUGCCCCUCUUGGGUUUUUCUGUAGAGACCAGCAGAGCUCUGCAUUGAUUAUUCAUGUCCACUUGAGAUGAGAACUUUCCGGUGCAGCUUAGUUUGGUGGAAAAACACCCACACACCACGUUCUACUCCUAGUUAUGAUCCAUGACCGGCCACAAUCACACACUGUUCUGCUGCCAGGCGAGUGUUUGCUGCACAGACGAACCACCUGCCCUCACAGUAGUUUUCACCUGCUGAGCAUUCGAACAGUGUCUGUUUGUGAAAAGUUCAUCUUUGAUCUGAUGAAGCACAUCACCUGGAGAGGGAUGAACACACUUUUUCUCUACAUGAUUGUACAAAAAGGGUUUCAGUGCUUAUUAGAUGAAGACCUGGGUUACUAAAAAAAUGUCAUCUCGAGGAUCAGACUUCACAGACUGCUUAACCCUAAAAAAGCAGAACCCUUACACAACCCCAAUUUUAAAACAGACAGGAUGCUUCAUGAAAUGUUAAAAAAAAAUGGUUUGUAACUGUUUAAUUUAGAAAACAGUCUAUAACAAAAUAUCACUUGUUGAAACCAAAAAGUUGGAUUUUGUUGUAAUGAAAAAAAAUAUAUACUAAUGUAAAAUGUUUUUAAAUGUUGAGACAGCAGGACAACAAAAUUUAUCAUCUCCAGUACACGCUAUCAAUGAAAGACUAAGACUACCUGAAAAAUAACCUCCAUAAAAUUAGGUUUUCAAGGCUGUAAACCAAGAUGGCUUCACUCUUACCAACAGGUCCCCUACGCCAAGGAGGACGAGAGUGGAAACAGGAUAGUAAAUAUAAAAGGCGAUAUCAACAAUGGUAAUAAAAUUAUAACAGGUAAUACUCAAUAAUAGUAAUGAUAAAAUAGAGCAACAGAAAUGAGCAAGAGAGGUCUAAAAGGUUGAUAAAGAAUAGAGUAAAAGCAUAACAAAAGCUAAAAAGACAGUAAAGAUAAAAUAAGGUAAAAGAGAUGACAGAUGAAAGAUAAUUGUUUUUUUUUCUUCUGUUGAUGAUUCUGUUGAUCAUAGUCUAUACCUUUGACAGAGCUGUAUGCACAAAGAUAAACAGCUGUUAGUUGGUUCCCAGGCAACAGAGUCGGAGGAUGAUAGAAUAUGUCUAUGGUGCAGCAGCAGGAUACACUGAUCCUGCUGUUUACUUAUCAUCUCCCCCUCUUUCCCCCUCUCUCACUCAUCUUCUCCCCCCUGUUUUUGGCUCAGUCCUCUCCAGUGAAAAAUGCAGAUGAGUUUCUUUUGCUCUGGACGUGUGACAUUAAAAUGUGGCUAUUAGAUUGUCUUCCAGUGGAUGAUGUUACUGAGAUCAUAUUAAGGCUCUCGCACCUGGGUCACCCUACCUUUCCCAUCCCCCUAAUGGCAAACAAAGAAGUCCAGAUUUUCUCCUUCUGUAUCAAAGAUUGGUUGCCCUCUUUAACACUCUAAACUAAUGUGCCCCUGCUUUGGAUUUGAUAGAUCAUUGGGGCUCUUCUUGUCAUCAUGUUGUGCUUGGAGACCUUGGUGCGUCAGGUGCUUUGGCUAAUAAUUGAUAGAUCAGACGAAGGCAGCGUAAAGAGGGUUCACAGCUGGCUGGCUGGCCCCGCAGUUUAGUCGGCACUUACCAUGGUUCAGUGAAGACCAGAGUCAAAAAGUGGACACCUUGUUCUGACAUGCACCAUGAAUGCUCUCCUCGCUCUUUUGGUGUUUCUCGCCUUCUCGUCUGCGUCUUCAAAACCCAACGCUGGUUUGAAAACAUGGGGGCGUUUUAACAAGCUGCCCUAUCCGGGCGACAAGGCUUUUCUUUACGACACCUUCCCCAAAAACUUUAUUUGGGCGGUGGGCACGGCGGCGUACCAGGUGGAGGGCGCGUUUGAGAAGGACGGGAAGGGCCUCUCCAUUUGGGACACUUUUACGCGCGGGGGGAACCGGAUGGCCACCGGGGAUGUAGGCAGUGACAGCUAUCACAACAUCAACGCCGAUAUCAGAGCCAUCAAGCAGCUCGGGGUCAAUCACUACAGGUUCUCUCUGUCCUGGUCCAGGAUAUUUCCCAACGGGACCCGUGGGAGCUACAAUGAAAUCGGUACCAACUAUUACCGGACUCUGAUUAAGAGGCUGAAGGAGAUCCGCGUGCAGCCAGUGGUCACUCUUUAUCACUGGGACCUGCCCGACCACCUCCAGCAGACCCUCGGGGGCUGGAGCAACCCGGAGCUGGUGGGGAUUUUUAAAGACUAUGCCGAUUUCUGUUUCCAGACUUUCGGGGAUGAUGUAAAGUACUGGAUCACUAUUGAUAACCCGUUUGUGGUGGCGUGGCAUGGGUACGGCACUGGGGUGGUGGCUCCUGGGAUAAAGAACCACCCUGAUCUUCCAUUCCGUGUCGGACACAAUCUCCUGAAGGUGAGUGGUGAUAUGUAUGUAUGUAUGUAUGUAUGUAUUGGUUCAAAAAGAAGCAGAUAUAACACAACAUACCAAUAUACAAAACAAUAACUUUGGUUGACCAUGUAACUUGGAAAUAGUAAUAAAAUUAAAUUCUGGACCCUUAAAUCUCCUGGGAGGUAUUUUAAUUGGUUACAAAACAGACUAAAAUUAACACCCAGGUCUCUUCAUGACCUACAACUGCAAAGACUAUGUGCCUCCCACAGACAAAGUGUUGCUGGUUUAAAGGGAUAUUCCGGGGUAAAAUUAAUUUAGGGUCAAACACACUGUAACACUGAGUUAGAGACCCCCUCGAGAGAUGCAUGUUGCCGACCGCUUGCUUCUCUAGUUUUACCAACUUUAGUAAUGACCACACGAUAGUUUUACGCUGGAAUAUCCCUUUAAAAUUCACAAUAUAAAAACUUUCAUUGUUGUCAUUGAUGGUCUCAUUUUCUUUUGAACAUUGUACAGACCCAUCACUGAUUAUUUUUAUUUCAUAGCCAAUGAAAAACUUCUCUCAGGAGCUUUAAAAUAACUUUAAUACAUGCAACUGCUGGAAGGAGGUAGGUGGGGAUAUCUUUUCCAAAGCAAAUUGUCACAAUACAAAAUAAAAUAAAGCAGACUGAGAUUAACAUUUGGACUGGUGAGAACCAGCAAAGAAAUUAGGUGUUAUUUUUGUCAACACAAAAUCAACACAAAGUUCCCCACAGGAGUUUUAAGAAUCCAAAUAAAAGAGUCAAGUUUACACACUUUUCAUUUCAACUUUGAAUCGUUUUAGACCUUCAAAACCAAAAAUCUUUCAGUUUUUUUUUUUUUUUUUUUGUGCAAAGACCUAUUUAUGUCUGUUAAAUUUUGAUUCAUUUUUUACAAGGAUACCUAUUUCUUUCUUACUCAGGAAAGCAUUUACUGAAAUUUUGCAGAUGCUUUUCUCUUUUAAUCUUUCUUUCUAUCAACACUCAGUACCCUUCAUCUUUCUUAAUAUCCUUUAAUAACAGUUCUCAAUGAAUUUCUGUCUGUGUCUUUUUUCCAUCUAUCUCCAGGCUCAUGCAGCUGCCUGGCAUGUCUACGACCUCCACUACCGUCCUCGUCAGCAGGGAAAAUUGUCCAUGGCUCUGGCCUCUCACUGGAUCAAACCCAGCCGCACCCGUGUGGAGAGCUUGCGGGAGUGUCAGUGCUCCUUGGACCAUGUCUUGGGCUGGUUCGCCCGGCCGCUCUUUAUCGAUGGAGACUACCCUCCCUGCAUGAAGUCCAGGCUGGGCUCACGCCUGCCUUUCUUUACAGAGGAGGAGAGGGAGCAUGUGAAAGGGACGGCUGACUUCUUCGCCCUCUCUCAUGGGGCUGCUCUCAGCUUCCAGCUCAUCAACGACAGUCUCAAGUUUUGGCAGCAGGAAGAUCUAGACCUGAGGAUGCUGCUCUACUGGGUCAACGCCGAGUACAACAGACCACCAAUAUUUGUGGUUCAGAGUGGAUGGUAGGCGUGGAUAUUGAUUGUUUGUUUUAUUCUUGUUUGUUGUUCUUGUUUGAUGGCUGAAUCCAGUUUUACCGCUUAUAACAGGUACGUCCUCGGCAACACCAAGACAGAAGAUCCAAAGCACAUGUACUACCUCAAAAGGUUCAUCGCAGAGGCGCUAAAAUGUGAGUAAGAGCCAAGUCUGGCAGGUGGCAGAUUCACCCCCACAACAUGAACAUCCACAUUCCUAAAAGUGAAGUAAAGUUGAACUCUUAAAUCUGGGCUUUCCAUUUGUCCGUGAAUGUUUCACAGCCAUCGUGAUAGAUGGAGUGAAUGUGAUCGGAUACACAGCCUGGUCCUUGAUAGAUGGCUUUGAGUGGCACAGGGAGUAUGGGAUACGACGUGGACUCUAUUAUGUUGACUUCAACACUCCUGACAUGAAAAGGGAGCCAAAGACAUCUGCAACCUUCUACAGGUAUGUGGACUUACCUAACCAGCUGUUAAUUUGACAGAGAUGCAUGAUGUAGAAACACACAGAUUUGGAGAUGUAGAUUCACACUCCAAGGAUGACACUAACAAAGCUUCACCAUGUUUUCGUAGCUUUAUUUCAUGACUACCUCUCCUGGGUUAUAACAGUUUAUUGUUGCUGUUCACAAGUUUGUGUAACUGGUGGAGGACCUGAGCAGAAAUAAGAUAAAAUGCAAAAAGUUUUGAAUGUUUUGAAUUAGAACUUUACAGUUUGCAUCAUCAGGUUCAUCAUCAUACUUCCUUGGAAUUUGUUGGCUCUUACAUGAUCACUGUAGUUGAAACUCAAAGCUCCGUAGUCAUUAUGAUUAUUCUCAAAAUCAACAUAGAUUUACUCAUACAAAAAUUUUAUGCAUGACAUAUAACAUGUCCAUGUAUCGGGUGUGAUGUUACACAUAUGGCAGAUCCAUUGCUAUCACAUGUAUUCAUACAUUCCCAGGAUAUGUAGAGCAAAUACCUAUAUAUAUUUUUAUAUUGACAUACAGUAUAUUAAAAAAAUACAGAAAUAAUCUCUAUAGGAUACUGAAUGUUUUUUUUUAUAUAAACUGUUAAUCAAAUACAUUUAUAUUUAUAAAUACGAGUAGACAUUUAUGAAACCCAUAUAUUUCUAUGGACUACACACACAUGUGAAUUUAUAAAACUGUUCCAAUUUCGAACAGGCUUCUUAUAAAGUUUGACCAUAAAUGUUUUCACCACAUAUGUAUGAAAAUUUAAUCUGUGGGAUUACAAUGUAUGUACAUUAUAUAAAUUAUCGUAUCUUUCCCUUGUGACUGAUGAGUAGAUAGAAAAAGUUUGAUUUUGCUGGGAUCUAGACUCUUUUUUUAGAUUUUUAUACAUUCAUCCGCCUAGACUCACUUUCCACCCUCGUUAAAUGCUGAAAAACUCUAAACUAACUAUGUUGUGAUUUUUUGCAUAACUGUAUUAUACUAUAACAAAAUGGAUAGUUUCAAUUCUCAGCAAAGUUACAUGCUUAAAGUGAAACUUUUUUAUUAUUCCUAAAGAAAUGUCAUCCAGAAAAAUGGAUUCCCAGAACUCCCAGAAAACAGACCUGCACAAGGGGUCUUCCCGUGUGAUUUUGCCUGGGGGGUUUCUGCCAACUCCAUACAGGUACAUGAGUGUGUAUGUGUGUAUUUUUUUAUUUAUUUUUUGCUGAGAAGCAGAGCUUAGUUUGUGAAUGGAAUAUAAUGAAAAUACUUCCUCACAAAGAGAGACUCUUGAGGAAACAUUAACCAUGUAUUAACUUUGGUUCAAAGUUUCAGCAUCAACUUCUAUAUUUAGUGAAGCUUGAGGUUUUGUUGACUCUACAGAAAGUAAAAGAUUAACAUCAUUUUCAACAUAAAUGCAGUCGUUUGCAUACAUUUUGAAGACCUCAUGCGUAUAAAUUUCUAUAUUUUUUGCUUCAUUCCUCUCCUUUUUGCUCAAGUUUGAUCCUGUUUUAAAAUAAGUCUCGCUUGCAGAUUUCACGGUGAAAGUCCAGCUCAGAAACAGCCAAAAUGAUGAAUUCUCUCUUAAUCAUGAACCACAAAAGCACCAACAGUCUGCAGGCUGAACAGCACGGCUCCAGCUGUCCUUAUCUGUUAGCCUCAUUUUACUUUUAUUUACACUGUGCAGCACGGGGUCGAUGCAGUGUGUGACUGUGAGAGCAUGUUCACACUGUUUAUGUCUCUUCUGCUUCUUGAAAACACUGUUGCAUCUCUGAAAUUUCUGAAAUCUAUGUAACCUUCCAUAUGACAUGUACCGCUGACCUCCUAAUCUCAGUGGGUUUUUUCUGGUUAAAUAAAUAAAAUGAAAUUCUCUUAAUGCCAUAGGUGGAGACUGCACCCACCCAGUUUGCAGACCCUAAUGUGUACUUGUGGAACAUCUCCAACAAUGGGGAGCUGAUGAGGCUGGAGGGCUUCAGUGCUCCACCCUUACACCGACAUGCACACUGUGCAGACUACGCCACCAUCAGACAACAGGUGACUGAUAUUAAAUAUUAGAAAACUGUGAUGAAGGACAGAUUUUGAUUGUAUGAUUGUAAAUAAUUGCUGAAAGAAAGUAGAAAGGUAAAACUAAGGUGGUGCCAUCACAUCAAUGCCGAGCUGGUUAAAGCUCCAGUGAGCAACUUUUAGAUUGUGACACAGCAGUCUGGGAUUAUUUUCCCUCUAAAUGCUUAAAUAGUGUCUUCUGACAAGACUCUCAUCCUGCAGUUUUUUUACGGUCAAGUUUAUCAUUUAUUGUGAAUAUUUUUGGCUGAAAUUUUAAAGGCAGGGUCAUUUCUUUGGAAGCUUGGCUGCUCCCUCACAUUGGUUUCAGACAUUAUACAAAUCUUCAAUCUUGUUGUUGAUGAUCUUUUUUGCUUUUGUUUGUCAAUAUGGAUUUCAGUCAUUUCACAAAAAUGAAAAAACUCCUCACAUUGACAAUCAGCAGGAGUGGGCUGCACUUCCACUGACAUAGGUUUUGAUCUAACACACUUCUUUCUUUGUACUUGUAUAAAGCGCUACCUUAGCAGCAGGAUACUCCUACCAAUAGGUUUGUGUUUAUCCCCAGGGUGCAUACAAGUUAGAUUGUUUAUUCUCCUCCCUCUCUGAAGGUGGAUGAAAUCCAGCAGGUGGGGGUAAAUCACUUCCACUUCUCGCUUAACUGGUCGGCUCUGGUGCCCACGGGCGAUGUUGCUCACCCAAACACCACCCUGCUGGGCUAUUACCGCUGCUUCACCCGUCAGCUGCUGCAGGCUAAUGUCACACCUGUGGUCACUCUGUGGCACCACACUCGCCAGCGCAGCAGCCUGCCGGCCCCACUGGACGCCACCAACAAGUGGCUGAACCGGUGAGAAACAGAGAUGAUGGUGAUGUUAAAUAUCUUUUCACUCUCAGCUGAUAAAGAAACGGCUUUUCUUCUCAGAGAGACUCCAGAGGCGUUUGCAGAGUACGCCAGACUUUGUUACAGAGAACUCGGUGCCCAUGUGAAGAUGUGGAUCACCCUGAAUGAGCCCAACGACGAGGUGGUGAGCUACCAGGAGGGACAUCAGAUGCUGCGGGCACACGCUCUGGCUUGGCAUGCUUACGAUCGCGAGUUCAGACACACACAGAGAGGACAGGUUAGUGUGGAACUGCAGCACUGAGACUGAUCGGUAAUGACUCAGAGGAGUGUGUUUAUUCAGAACUGAGUUUAUCCAAAAGCUCUCAGUGAGUGAGAAAUGCUUUUUAAAAUAUUGCAAUAUCAGUUCAUAAAUGUCAGUAUUGAAGUUACACUGAAAGAGAUCAUCAGCAAAAGCAAACUUUGUUGUAUCGUUCAUUCUUUUAAAAUUAAUCCAGUUUGCAGAUAAUUUAGACGAUGUAGAAACUUUUUAUUGGAUUUUCUGUCCUAUUUAUUUGAAUCUAGUUUUUAUUUAUUAUAUUUUUACCCUUUAUCUGUCUUUUAUUACCUAUACUCCAGCUAUCCUCUGAAUAAAUACUCCCUUGUUUUGUGAAGAGUGUUAUAAAUAAAUGAGAAGUCAUGGAGAUGUACAGCAGGUGUACUCUGUAUUGUCUCUAAGGUGUCUCUGGCUCUUCACAUGGACUGGCUGGAACCAGCAUUUUCAUUCAGCCGUGAAGACGUGGAACCAGCUAAAAGAGUUCUGGACUUUUGCGUUGGCUGGUUUGCAGAGCCGAUCUUUGGCAGCGGGGAUUAUCCACCGGGGAUGAGGAGGUGGCUGCGGCAGCUCAACUCACUUGAGUACUUAUAUUUCAUCCUUUGAUACAGUUCCUUAAAAGUUUUGGGAUAUGUUAAGACCUCUCAGGGAUACAGGCAUCUUCAGCAAAAUACAGCUGAUGACUAGAUUAGAUUACUGAUGGUCAAAUCAUUACUUUGAACCCUAGACUGAAUUAAAUCGAAGUCCGUAGAAUCAAGUACGGCUGAAAAACAGUUUUAGAGCUGACAGAGUGAUUCUGUAUUGGUAUUAAAAAUCAAGAAUAAAUAGACACUUGGUCUUUGCCAAAACUAGUACCAUUCAAUUCCUAAAAAGGCUGUAGCAACACUUUAAUGCCCCCCUUUUUUAAGACUUAUAAAUGUUUUUACAUACAUCAGAGGGAGAGGAGAUAGGGAAGAGAAUAACGAGAUAUAAUGCACCAAAUCUUGUUGAGACCAGUGAAACAAGGGAUGUAGUGUUUGCUCUACAAACUUGGUUCAACUGGUGCCCAUAAGCAUCUUUUCUGUGUUUUUCACAGCCUGCCGGUGUUCAAUGAGGAAGACCGACAGCUGGUUAAGGGCACAUACGACUUCUUUGCCAUCAGUCACUUCAGUACGAAGUUGGUGACACACGCCAAAGAAGACUCGUAAGUAAAAACCCUUGACUGAGACGAGCGUGUAUUUCAAGACAAAUUUCUCCUGUGUUAUAAAGGCAUCAGAUUAAAACCAGUGAUGAUGAUGAUGAGCCCUUUUCCAUAAUUAAUGUAAGACAGCCCUUGCAUCAUCACCGUCUCUGCAGGUACACGUACACAGCAAUGCUGGAGAUCCAACACAUGAUUGACACCACCUGGAUCAUGUCCCCGAGGCCUGUGGUACCCUGGGGCUUGAGAAAGGCUCUCAACUGGGUGCGUCUGGAGGAUCUGAGUCACUGUUUGUGUAGGAAGAUGGCUGUGUUGCAGAUUUAAAUCAUCUUUCUCUGCUAUACAUAGUCGUGUGGAGAGAUUUCAAGGUGGAUGUUGGAAAGAUUUACCCUUUUCUGUACUACGACAGAUCAAUAGAUUUGAUACAGGGUGAACAGUAGAUCUGCCCUGCUGCUACAACAUCCUAGCUGAGAAUGCUACACCCUUUAAACUCAAGAUUAUUGCUCACAGCAGAGUAUUUUUAUAUAUCUUUAAACAUAUCUGGGGUAGGGGUGGCCCAAUAGUACGAUAUUAUCACGAUACUACAAUAUUAUUGCGAUUUAUGCAAUUUUUUCAACUGUUUAGCUAAUUUAGCAUUUGUCUGUCCUUCAUGUUUGUCUUAUUUACACUGUAUUUUAUUUUCAUGUAGCACAUCUUGUAAACCUUAUAUAUAUAUUUGUUGUACUAACUUUCUCCUGCUCUAUAAUGUCACCUCUGCCAACCUCACUGGACAAACAGUUGAUUUUAUUUUUUCAUUAUCAUAGAUUUGACUUCAUAUCAGCAAUUAAUCUGAAAAAAAACGAUACUUGAUAAAUGAGACAAUACCAUAUAUCACCAGACAAAAUACCGUGAUACUAUGUUGUAUCAAUUUUUUUUAACCCCCAAACUGCGGUGACUGUCAAACUCAAACAGCACAAACAAAAGUUUACUGGUAACAAAACCAACUUCUGAUAUUUCCGUCCUGCUGUGUCAGGUGAAAGAACAUUACGCCAAUGUCCCCGUCUAUGUGAUGGCCAAUGGGGUCCAGGAAGACCCAGCUCGUUUCAAAGACAGCCUGAGAGUCUACUAUCUGUAUAACUACAUCAACGAAGCGCUGAAAGGUGAGAAUUCACACAUAAACAAACAUCUUUUCAAGCUUUUUAAGAUUACUGUAGAGGAUUCAUCAGCUCAAUAUUGUUAUGACUGCAUGUGUGUGUGUGUGUAUGUGGAGUCAUCAGUUCCUCAAAGGUGUUUGCAGCUUUUUCUUCCCUCUGGCCUCAACAGAGUUUAAUUAUUAGACAUGUAUUUGGGUUACUGACCCCUGAAUGGUCAGCUGACUCUGGGCACACACACAUACACACAAAUAUCGACACAGAUGCACACUUUACACCUGACUAUUGAGUCGAAGUUACUCACUUUUUACUGACCUGUCCUUGUGAAGUUUAUUGGGUCACACUCAGAGAGGCUUGAUGUGCUUACAGUGUCAUGUUGUUUGAUGUUGCAGCGCUCUCUGUCACCACUGUGUGGCAUCCAACCACAGAAAAGAGUCUGUGUUCAUUUGUUUAGCGCUUAAAUUAAUCAAGUUGAGACUGAAAAGUGUUUAAAGAGUCUGUAAAAGUACCACCUCAGAAUCUCAGGCUACCAGCUGGCUCAUAUGGUGUCAGUAUUUCUACAAUAUAACUGAAGGCAAGACCAAAAUGAGUGAUAAUGAUGUGUCUUCUGUAAAAACCUUGAAGAGGAAUAACUCUAAAGUCCUGCUACAUUCAUAUAAAAAUUGUGUUAAUGUUUAAUACUUUUCCUGGAUUACUCUAAUAAGUAUAUUAUGACCAUUUAUUCCUCAUUUCGAUGCUUUUCUGUGCUGACUGUGUCAGUCAAAACUCACAUGUACAUACAGCUCAGUAAAGAUGAGUCUUUCCUUCAUCUCCUCCUCAGCGUACACUCUGGACGGCGUGAACCUGAAGGGUUACUUUGCUUACGCCCUGAGCGACCAAAGAGACCCAGGGUUUGGUCUGUACGGCCAGGUCCAAGACGAGGUCAUCGUCAAGGCGUCACUCUCCAAUUAUCGUAACAUCAUCCAACACAACGGCUUCCCCAUCAUGGGAGCCGAGCCCCAGCACUGUCCCACUUCACCUCAGCCCUGUAGAGGCUGUCAGGUACUGGUCAAGAGGCCUGUGGUUGGCUUCCUGACUUUGGUGGGUUCAGGGGUGCUGAUCACCCUGGGUCUCAUUAUCUAUUACACAACUAAGAGACGCAAAGAGUGUUACUGAUGGCUGUGACUUUAGGAGUGUGUUCAUCUUAAAAAUGACUUUAGAGAGAAAAAAAGAUUUCAGUUUUCACUGUUUAUUGCGUUUUUAUCUCUUCAUCGUGGGACCUCUACAACCAUUUCAGUGAAUCAAGUUUGGUUAAUGAAAGUGGUUUGAAAAUCUUAUUUAAAGUUUUAUCACUGUUACUAAAUAUCAGUUUGUGUAAAUUUGUUAAAAAGGCCUGUGAGGUAACUUUUAGUGAGACAUAAGUGUCACAGAUGUUUUUAUGUGUUACCUACUUAUAUGUUUUAUGAUAUAUACUAUGUGUUGCUAUGAAGCACCUUACUGGAGCAGGGCUCCAAUUGUUGUAUUUUUAAUGUAAUGACAAUAAAGAAUCCUGUUGGAUUCUAUAUUCCAUUCGAUGCUUGCUGUUGUAAAGAAUCUAUUUAGUAUAUUAAAAGGUAGGAUGAAUCUAUCAGGUUUCAAGAGAAGUGUUAAAGCGAGGACUCU
Molecule: messenger RNA, 12379 nt
Organism: Xyrichtys novacula (pearly razorfish)
Lineage: Eukaryota; Metazoa; Chordata; Actinopteri; Labriformes; Labridae
Source: the annotation of a GenBank genome assembly